Messenger RNA from Daphnia pulicaria, 4624 nucleotides. Its product is annotated as mushroom body large-type Kenyon cell-specific protein 1-like. Gene Ontology annotation, cellular component: nucleoplasm. The record is from RefSeq and is a predicted model, not a curated record. NCBI's taxonomy places the organism in Eukaryota, Metazoa, Arthropoda, Branchiopoda, Diplostraca, Daphniidae. The coding region runs from base 609 to 2588 and encodes 659 amino acids. Gene Ontology annotation, molecular function: RNA binding. Gene Ontology annotation, biological process: regulation of gene expression. The transcript is spliced from 8 exons.
GAGAAUGACCCUCGACUUUAUUUACAAUCGUUUCUUCUAUUUUGAUAUUAAAAAUGGGAUGAUCCUAUAGGAAUUGGCAGUGAGUUUGAAAUAAUCGGAAUAUUUAUGCUAAGCUCAGCCUUCCAGCAGCGACAAUGUCUUCAAAUGUCAAAAUAAUAACAUAGUGACAAUGAGUUUUGGCUGUGACGUUUUUGUUCCGGGUCCUAGGGGGUUGGGGAAGGGAAAAAAAUCCAGAAUGGCGUCGACUGCUUUACCUUAACUUUCGUAUGGAAUGGAUGGAUGUGUUGGGUUGGCCGUGCAAAAGUUUGAUGCCUGAGAGAGAAUCUGGCUGUAAAUGGUUGAAUGUGAUGAACUCUAGAGUCAGGUUUUGUAAUUAGAGAGUGUGCAAAGUGUGGAAUUGAGAGUGUUGUGUGUGUGUUUCUUUCCGAGUGUAAAAAAAAAUCGGCUUCUUCUCUCCCCUCCUCCUUCCUGGUCCCAGUUGUGUACAGCUAGAGUCGGCGUCGAUGGAAACGAUAGCAUUCAUUCCCCGUUUGCGAUGAUCAUAUGCCCGUACGAUUGGUUGUUGUAAAAGUCGUGAGUAUCUCGUCAGUUUAUUUAGUCGCCCGAAAAUGAGCUGCAGCUACAUUCAAGUUGCUGAGGAUGAGACUGAGGAGCCCAUAGAAUUACCCACUGAGGAUGACAGUGCGCUAUUGCUCAGCACCUUGGCUGCCCAAUUUCCAGGUGUUUCGGGCCUCAAGUACAGAGCCCCAGAAUCUCGCUCAAUGAGAGGUGUCAGACUUCUAGAAGGAAGGUUCCAGCCGCCAGAGGAUGGCUGGGGGAACCACGUCUACAUAUGUGUUUUCCCCAAAGAAAACAAACGCAAGUCAGAUGACCAUCCAGAAAACUCCACAGCCAAAACCAAACGGAUGGAAAUGAGGCUCAAGUGCUCUGACCUCAUUGUGCUUGGAUUGCCAUGGAAAACAUCCGAGCAGGACUUGAGGGUAUAUUUUGAAAACUUUGGUGAACUUUUGAUGGCACAGGUCAAGAAGGAUGCAAAAACUGGCCAGAGCAAAGGUUUCGGCUUCAUACGAUUCGCCAAUUACGAUUCUCAAGUCCGCGUCCUUUCUCAGCGGCACCUUAUCGACGGCCGAUGGUGUGACGUGAAAAUUCCCAACUCGAAAGCGGGUGGCACCCCGCAGGUCCCGUGCAAAGUAUUCGUCGGCCGGUGCACGGAGGACAUCACGGCGGACGACCUGCGCGACUAUUUCUGCAAAUAUGGCGAAGUGACGGACGUGUUUAUUCCCAAGCCAUUCCGGGCGUUUUCGUUUGUCACCUUCCUGGAUCCCGAAGUGGCCCAGUCGCUCUGCGGAGAGGAUCAUAUCAUCAAAGCAGGUACGUCGGUGCACGUAAGCAACGCCGCACCCAAGACGGACAUUUCUUCGCGCUACACGACCUAUCAGCAGCCUCCUGCCCACCAUCAACACCAUGCUCACCAUCAGCAACAGCAGCAUCAUCAUCAGCAGCACCACCAUCAGCAACAGCAUCACCAUCACGCUCAGCAGCAGCAGCAACAGCACCACCAUCAUCACCAUCACCACGCCCAGCAGCAGCAGCAACAGCAGCAGCAGUACGGCCACCAGCACCAACAGCAUCACACUCCGCCACACAGUCACGGAAUGGGACCGCCGGGUCCGUCCAGAGGACCGCCAGCUAUUCCCUACACCGGAGUGCUCCGUGGCCCAGGCAUAGGAGGAGACGGAAUGACGUCUAAAGGGGGUCCAUGGGGUGCAGCUGUAGGUCCGGGUGGGGCGUCGGCCGCUGCGACGGUCAACCCGUACCACCACCAAGGACCUAAUCCGUUUCACCAAGGUGCUGCACCCGGUACUAACUCGGACUGGUGGCAUUCGAGUGGAGGUGGACCGUCUCCCUAUCAGCCGUCAUCCGUCGGAGGAGCUUGGAGCGGCCAGCCGCCGCCUCAUCAACACAACAAUCGACCGCAUACCGAACUGCCCAAUUUGGCCGCUCUCGGCUCGUCUCUGGGACUGACUGGAGCCACGGCAGGUAGUCCGGCCCCGCCGGGCGCCGCCCAGCUGGGAAUGGGGACCCUUAAUUUGGGAGCUCUUCCGGGCGGAUCGGCUUUAGUCGCCGCUCUCAGCUCGGCCGCCAUGAACUCGGCCGCUCUGAACACGGCCGCCAAUUGGAGCGGCUUGUUCAACAGCUUGCAGGGACCACAGGCUCCUCCCCCUCAACAACAACAGCAACAACAACCGCAGGAUGGAUCCGGGGGACCGGGUAGUUAUCCGACAACUCAACAGCAUCAACAACACCAGCAACAUCAAGCCAUGGUCUCGGUCGGCAUGCCCUUACCGGCUCCUAACAACGGUCCCGGCGGAGGAGCUUCGGGACUGCUCGGAUGGGGUGAAAGUCCCGGUCCAGUGACUGUAGCUACACCCAGUGGCGUCCAGCAACAACAGCAACAGCCCCAACAGACCGGCACCCCACAGUCGCAGCAACAACAGCAACAACAACAACAGGCUCCUUGGGGCCAGAGGCAACAGCAAGAAGGUCCGGGUCCCAAAGGACCUCCCUACAACAUGAAAUACGAUUAAUCAAGAGGCAGAAGAAGACGACCAUUUCAAAAUGAAACCAAAAGAAGAAGAAAACAAAAACAGUGCGAAUAUGACGGAGGGACAUUUCAAAAGGCUCUGAUUUACGCGCCAAAAUGUGAUCAUGAAAUCUGAAUGUGCGAGAGCGAGUUUGUACGUGUCGGUUGGCCGCCCGAAUUAGCGAGAGAGUCUGAUGUGGACUGAAAGAGAAAGCGAAAACUUUUCUUUGACUGACUGAAAGUGAAUUCAAUCGAGAGAGAGAAAAAGAGAAACAAAUAAGGAAAGGUUUGAUUGAUUUUGAUUGAUUGUGUGGUUACGUAUCCUGUGUGCGUCUAAAUAUUUCUAUCUCCGCCAUUUUUUUUUCUCGUGGCAAAAGAAAAGAAGAAUUUGUUUUUUAAAAAGUUGCGGUUGGUGUUUGGUUUAGAAUUUCCCCCUCCCUCCCCUAUUUUUUCCUUUUGCUUCCGCCAAUUUCUAUAGGGUCUGUUACUUCACGUUGGACUUUUUUUUUUGUAUUGAUCCUGUUGAAGGACUGGAAAAAAUUCAAAUUUUGAUAAGGGGGGUGGGGAGAUAUUAUUAGUUGCGUGUGUAUGUGUGAGUGUGUUAAUCUUUUGAUUUAGAUCGUUUCUUCUUCCUUGCAACAAAAAAACGCGUUUGCUUGGGCUUGAUUUUUAAUUGUUUCUUUCCUUUUUUUUUUAAACCAAACCUUAAAUCAAGAUAGAAAUUACGUGAGUGAAUGUAGAAUUUUUUUUUUUUCAGCCUUCUUCCGGUUCCGGUGUUCCUUCUUUCUAAAUUUCCCUUUUUUUUUCGGCGGGGGAGGGAAGCUUCUAAAUUCUCUCGUGUCCGGGUGGUUUUUAAAAAAAUAUAGUCGUGAAAUGAAUUAAUCACCCAACCCUCCCCCCUAAGGACAUUCUGAACUCGCUGGUAGUUUAAGGAUCAUCAUCUAUCUCUCUCUCUCUCCUUCUCACACACACACUUUAUAAAAUUGGGGUCCCCAUUUUUCUUUGAUUGGCUUUGACAUUUUCACGGGAAAGUUUUUUUUUUUCAGUUUUUUCUUUUGGUUUCUGUGUGCGCGUGCUUGUUAGAAUUUGGAAACAAAAAUUUAGCCCCCGCCACCGCGAAAAAUUCGGUAGAAUGAAGGGAGAGAGAGAGAGACAUUGACAUUAACUAAUUUUGUAUGUGACUCGUGUGUGUGUGUGUGUUUGUGCGUGUACUUGUGUGUAUAAAAACCAACAAAACAAAAGAAAAAAAGCAAAACAAAUUAUCUAGGCUACAACAAACAAAACUAAAAACGUUAAACGGGGUGUGACGUCAGAGUCGAUGUGCUUUGCAGGUGCGAUUGCAUAAAACAUGAAAGAGAGAGAGAGAGAGAGAGAUUUUUAUUUAUUCUGCGCAAAUAACGAAACGAUUCAAAAAUUGAAAAGAGCAUUUAUUUAAAAUAAAGAGUUGGGAGGAGAAACGGAAUGGCGUCAAGUGAAACCAAAAUUGACAGUUCGCCGUGUGAUUGGGUUCGAAGAGGAAAAAUAAUCAAGUCGUCGUCAUCGCCCAGGAUUGUAAUUAAAUUCUCUUUUUUUUUUUAAAAAAUUUCCUCGCGUGUGUUUGUGUGUGUGUGUGUGUUUAUACUCCCCCAUUUUUUCGGUUUUUGUGUGUGUGGCAUGUUUGGCUCUUUUUCUUUUGACUGCCCAUCUUCUUUCUGUUUGGUUAUAUAUAGUUCUCUCUUUCUCUCUUUGAUGGGCGACAUCGCAGUGUGUGUGUCUUUGUUGAUUGUGUGUUAAACGAUCCUCCCCGGGAACCACACCAUAAAUUUGUCUUUUUUUAAAUGUCAAAUGAAGAAGGGAGCCAGAGACGUUAUAAUACCGCAGAAAAUGAUGGUAGCGACAAACAUCUGUGGCGCACCAUUUAUACCCACCACCAGAAAAUAAUGAAAUAAAAUCAACAAAAAAAACAAAAAAGAGUCCCCCCCCCUCCUCCCCCCAAAAAAUCUUCUCUUUCGUGUCACUAUAUAUCUAUAUUGCAAUACACACCAUUUCGUCACACGUCAA